Messenger RNA from Trametes versicolor FP-101664 SS1, 1488 nucleotides. Its product is annotated as ribonucleotide reductase small subunit. Gene Ontology annotation, molecular function: oxidoreductase activity. The transcript is spliced from 6 exons. NCBI's taxonomy places the organism in Eukaryota, Fungi, Basidiomycota, Agaricomycetes, Polyporales, Polyporaceae. The record is from RefSeq and is a predicted model, not a curated record. Gene Ontology annotation, biological process: deoxyribonucleotide biosynthetic process. The coding region runs from base 53 to 1285 and encodes 410 amino acids.
CGAGUCCUCUGCUGCUCUACACAACGUCCUACACACCUUUGACAUCGUCGUCAUGUCUGUUGCUGCUGUUGCCGUCCCUCCCCGCCUCCCCUCUCCCGCCCCGACGCCGUCUAAGAAGGCGGCUGCGGCCUUGAAGGAGAUGGCCUUGACUACACCUACUAAGAGCGCGAAGAAGCUCAACAUCAUCGACGACGCGCGCCGCUCCGAGUCUCCGGAGUCCGACGAUGAGCAGCCCAUAGCCUCCUCUUCGAGGGAGCGCCGUUGGGUUGGCGAGGUUGACCUGCCUGAACACAUGGAGCCUCUGCUCAUCGAGUCUAAGCGCCGGUUUGUUCUCUUCCCCAUCCAAUAUCACGAGAUCUGGCAAAUGUACAAGAAGGCUGAGGCGUCCUUCUGGACCGCGGAGGAGAUGGACUUGUCCAAGGACAUGCACGACUGGAACAACCGUCUCACCAAUGAUGAGCGUCACUUCGUCUCCCACGUUCUCGCGUUCUUCGCCGCCUCGGACGGCAUCGUCAACGAGAACCUCGUCGAGCGGUUCUCCAACGAGGUCCAGGCUGCUGAGGCUCGCUGCUUCUACGGAUUCCAGAUCAUGAUGGAGAACAUCCACUCCGAGACCUACUCGCUCCUCAUCGACACCUACAUCAAGGACCCCCAGGAGCGCGAACGCCUGUUCGACGCUAUCGAUACCAUUCCUUGCAUCAAGAAGAAGGCCGACUGGGCUCUGCGCUGGAUCUCCGACAAGGAGUCUGCGUUCUCGGAGCGUCUCAUUGCCUUCGCCGCUGUCGAGGGUAUCUUCUUCUCUGGCUCGUUCGCCUCCAUCUUCUGGCUCAAGAAGCGUGGCUUGAUGCCUGGCCUCACGUUCUCGAACGAAUUGAUUUCCCGCGACGAGGGGAUGCACACAGACUUUGCGUGCCUGCUCUUCAGCCACCUGAAGAGGCGUCCCCACCCCGACAUCGUUCUCGCAAUCAUCAAGGAGGCGGUCGAGAUCGAGCAGGAGUUCCUCACUGAUGCUCUCCCUUGUGCGCUCAUUGGCAUGAACGCGACGCUCAUGCGUCAGUACAUCGAGUUCGUUGCGGACCGUCUCCUGGUCGCGCUGGGCGGCGAGAAGUUCUACAACGUCACGAACCCCUUCGACUUCAUGGACAUGAUCUCACUCCAGGGCAAGACGAACUUCUUCGAGAAGCGUGUGUCGGACUACUCGAAGGCGGGUGUCAGCACCUCCGCACAGAGCACGACCUCAGAGGUCAACACGAGCAAGAACUUCUCCGUCGACGAGGACUUCUAAGCUCUCGGGUGUAUCGCUUCGCUCUCGGAGGACGUCUCUUACCUUAUUCUCUGCAUCGGUUCGCAUGACUAUGACCCCGCUCACUCGUAUAAGUAUCCUACCUCAUCUUAGAUUUGUCGCAUUAGCUCUCCACGCACUGUACCAUCUUUCUGUACUACACUAGGCUGUUAUCACUAUCAAAUGACAUCAAUACCUUCAACGUC